Mizuhopecten yessoensis (Yesso scallop) is the source of this 740-nucleotide messenger RNA. Its product is annotated as protein obstructor-E-like. The record is from RefSeq and is a predicted model, not a curated record. Gene Ontology annotation, molecular function: chitin binding. The coding region runs from base 72 to 539 and encodes 155 amino acids. The transcript has 4 exons. Gene Ontology annotation, cellular component: extracellular region. NCBI's taxonomy places the organism in Eukaryota, Metazoa, Mollusca, Bivalvia, Pectinida, Pectinidae.
GGUCAGGCGUGUGGCACCUUCAAUAUAUAGUGCAGAACCGAAUGAAAGUCAUUUAGCUGUUCUCACUGAAAAUGGAACCAAUGGUUGUACCUGUGAUAUUUAUGGUCGUGACUGUAUUAUUAUCAGUUGCUCUAUCGCUGGAUUGUUCGGGUAAACAGGACGGUGUGUACGACGAAGGGUGCCGCUCGUACACGAAGUGUGUCAAUGAGACAGCUGUAGUUAUGUUCUGUAAACCGUACACAGCGUACAACAGGGACACAUACACAUGUGAUGACGCGUUUAAUGUACCGCCGCCCUGUGGUACGUAUCGGGAGUGUUCCACUCUCAGCGAUGGGGCCUAUCCUGAUAUCGAGAUGACGUGUAGAUCCUAUUACACUUGUAACAGGGGAAAGUUCUUUGGGCAUUCCUUGUGUCCCUCAAGAUUGGUAUUUAACCAGGAAUUACAGGUGUGUGAUUGGACAUUUAAUGUGUCAAAGCCUUGUGGAACUCUACCAGCGACGGAUCUAUCCAUGAGUAUUGAGGAAUUUAUGACUCUAUAAUCACAGCAAUGCUUUACAUUACGUAUCUUUGAUUUUUUGUCGAUAUUAUUCCACGAUGCUCGGAUCUAACAGAAAUUACGUAUCCCCUACUGCGUCAUUGUGCAGGCGAUUCUCAGGGAAUACAUAUUUUGCAGAUAUAUUCCGUCUUUGCAUAUUGCAGAGUUAUCUUCUCUUGGGAGCAGGUAUUGAUUGUUACGUCAC